Salvia miltiorrhiza (redroot sage) is the source of this 3287-nucleotide messenger RNA. Its product is annotated as phosphatidate phosphatase PAH1-like. The record is from RefSeq and is a predicted model, not a curated record. The transcript has 11 exons. The coding region runs from base 469 to 3141 and encodes 890 amino acids. Gene Ontology annotation, molecular function: phosphatidate phosphatase activity. Lineage: Eukaryota; Viridiplantae; Streptophyta; Magnoliopsida; Lamiales; Lamiaceae.
ACGAAGGUGAAAUUGGAAAAUUAUGAUCCUGGCUCCUUAAUUAUCAAUAAACGUUUAAUAAUAUCCUCAGUCCAAAUUGCGAUGCUCUCCCUGAUUGAAGAACAAUUUCAUUUUUAUUCGCAGUUAUUCGGAGGAUUCUAUACAACCAAAAUAAGAAUUGGAAGAACAUUCAAGAAAACUGAAACUCAUUUUUAUGACCUGCCUGUUUUAGAGCGAGAAUGAAGCACCCUCUUGAGACGAAUUUCGAUGGUUGCAUUGACUUUUUGGAGCUGUCAAAUAUAUUUCAUUGAUCUAUGGAUUUUUGGUGAAGCUCUGCAAAUUUGUUGCACAGCAGCAGACUAACAGUGACUGGUACACGGCCAGGAUUUGGAGUGGUGUGGAUUGUGGAUUAAGAGAUAUUGAUAUAGUUGUUGCAUUUUUUUUUUUCUUUUUUGAAAAUUUUGGUGGAGCUUAUUGUUUAUAGGAGAUAUGGAUGUGGUUGGUAAAGUUAGCAGCAUUAUUACUCAGGGCAUGUACUCUGUAGCCACACCAUUUCACCCGUUUGGUGGGGCUGUCGACAUAAUUGUCGUUAAGCAGCAAGAUGGGACGUUUAGGAGUACGCCUUGGUAUGUACGAUUUGGGAAAUUUCAGGGUGUUCUCAAGGGUGCGGAGAAGGUAGUACAGAUUGAGGUUAAUGAUGUUGAAGCAGAUUUUCAUAUGUAUCUUGAUAACUCAGGCGAAGCUUACUUUGUUAGGGAAGUUGAUGAUGUAAGUGAAUGUUUAAAGGACUUGGACAAUCUUGAAGGUGGUGUUAACAGCAACCAUUACAAUAGUUUUAAUGAAGGUGACUUGAGUGGGCAAGAUGCUGAUGGCAUGCCAGACACACACUUAAAUAUGCGAGCAGAAAAGCUAAGGAGAGUUGAGUCUGAUGCUGCUGCAUAUGUGUUCUAUGAGUUUUCAGAUGAACACUCAUCUGUGGAGGGUUCGCCUAAAAUUUCUGAACAUAGUCCAAGUAGAUACGACACUUUAGAUAGUGUGGAGCAUGCACUAGAAUUGCAAGAGUCAAAUUCCGAGGUUGUUUUGGUGAGCGUGGAUGGGCAUAUACUGACGGCGCCCAUAUCAUCAUCUGAGAAGAAUGGUGAAAAUGUGCAACUAAGCACACCCCAAUUCCACCUUGGUCCUGGUGGCGGGACUGAAGAGUACAGUUCAGGUGAAGGUAAUUGGGCUUCUGAUUGCUUGAGUGAUGCCCAUAAGGUUGGAGACACAUGUGAGACAAACAGUUUGUCUUCUGAACACCAUCGAGCACCUUGCGAAGGAGAUGAAGAGCAUAUGCUGCAUGCUGGAGAAACUGAGGACAAAGCUAGUGGCGACAAAGAGUUAUGCAUUGAAAGCAGUCCUGAUAACAGCCCAAUUGGUUUGAAGAAGAAGGAUAUUUUUAAAAGCUGCUUGGAGCUCUCACAAUUGGCAACACAGUCCACAAACGUCAAUCAGGAAAAUGUCUGCUCUUCAACCAAGAAUGACGAGGCUACUGAAGAUUCACACAAUAAGUCUCCACGAAGUUCUUCUAGAAAUUAUGAAACCGAAAAGACUAAUAAUGAAAUAUCAAAAACCAACGAUGAAUUAUCUUCCAGUGAUUCUGGAUGUCCCAUCACCGUCUCUUUGCCAGACUUACAGGUUGAAGCAGCAACUCAUGGAAAAGAUAGUUCUAGUAUGGACAAUGAUGGUUGUUCUGAUAGGAUGUCUGUUCAAAUUGCUAGCAAUGAUCAGGGAUCACAGGAGCAAGUGGAUGUAAAUCUAGAUGGGAAAAGAAAUCGAAGAGGUAUAGAAGAUCCUGCUCCUGAAGUUGAAUCUAGUAAAGGCAAACUUGUUAGAAUAAGUACACAAGCUCCACUAGAAUACCCAAAAUCAGACACCACUACAAAGUUGGAGAUAUCUCUCUGUGGAAACUUGCUUCAUGCUGGAAUGGGAUCGCGUGCAGCAGACGACGCCUUUGAUGCUAACCUCAUAUCACUCGAGGAAUUUAAAGCUUCUGGAGAAUUUAUCAUGAAGAAUAAAAACUUAAUUGUUAGACUACAAGGGAAGUACUUGCCCUGGCGCAAAUCUGCCCACAUCGUUCUUGGUAUAGCAGCUUAUGAUUUGGAGUUACCAGUCAAUCCCAAUGAUGUAAUACCUGUGGACAUGGGGAUGACAGAUGCAGAAGAAGAUGAAUCUGGAAUGCCUUCGACUCCAUCACGUAGAUGGAGGCUCUGGCCAAUCCCAUUUAGGAGGGUCAAGACACUUGAGCAUACUAGUAGUAUGUCAUCAAAUGAGGAAGCUUAUCUUGAUUCUGAAGCUGUCUCACCAAGCCAUUCUUUAUCUACAACUCCCGGACGUCCAGCUGCUGAGUCUCCUCGUAAGCAAAUAAUAAGAACCAAUGUCCCUACUACUGAUCAAAUCGCAUCUUUAAAUCUCAAAGAGGGACAAAAUAUGGUGAAUUUUGUUUUCUCUACUAGAGUCCUUGGCCCCCAAAAGGUUGAAGCUCAUAUAUACUUGUGGAAGUGGAAUACACGAAUUGUAAUAUCAGAUGUUGAUGGGACAAUUACCAAGUCUGAUGUUCUUGGUCAGUUUAUGCCUUUAGUAGGAAAAGAUUGGACACAUUCUGGGAUAGCUCAUCUUUUCUCUGCAAUAAAGGAGAAUGGAUACCAGCUCUUAUUUCUUAGUGCACGUGCAAUUGUUCAAUCGUACUUGACAAAAAGUUUUCUAUUCAAUCUCAAGCAGGAUGGAAAGAGCUUACCCACCGGACCUGUUGUUAUCUCCCCUGAUGGUUUAUUUCCUUCGUUAUACCGGGAGGUGAUAAGAAGAGCUCCUCAUGAAUUCAAAAUCGCCUGUUUAGAGGAUAUCAAGGCACUAUUCCCUCCAGAUUACAACCCAUUUUACGCGGGGUUUGGGAACCGAGACACAGACGAACUCAGUUACCGUAAGAUUGGGAUUCCAAAGGGCAAGAUCUUCAUCAUCAACCCUAAGGGGGAGGUAGCCAUCAAUCACUGCAUCGAUCUAAAAUCAUACAAUUCGUUGCACACACUAGUGAACGACAUGUUCCCCCCAACGUCGCUGGUCGAGCAGGAAGACUAUAACUCGUGGAAUUACUGGAAAAUGCCAUUGUUCGACCUCGACAACAUGUAGGAGUUGUGCAUAGCAAAUAAGUGUAGGAAACUCAUUUCUGUACCAUAGAACAAAUGAACAAUCAUACAUAGCGGCGUAGGAAGUUUUGUAAGGCUGCCUCCAUUUGAAAUUCUCCGUAAUAAAUAAAUUCAUUGAUAUUGUUUCAA